Mesorhabditis spiculigera is the source of this 474-nucleotide messenger RNA. The record is from the annotation of a GenBank genome assembly. NCBI's taxonomy places the organism in Eukaryota, Metazoa, Nematoda, Chromadorea, Rhabditida, Rhabditidae.
AUGAUAGCCCCAAUCUGCCCGGAGAAUAUGAAGGAGCAUGGUCUUCCCACCGAGACAAUCAUCAAUAUGUAUCAGAAAUGGGGGAAUGGCGGUUUCGGGCUGUUGAUCACUGGAAAUAUCGCUGUCGAUCCGAUCCGGCCCGUUUUCAAGGAGACGAAGAUGUUUGUGACGGGAGGUUUUAGGACAGCCAAGUGGAUGACCAAAGUGAUCGAGGAGGGCCAUUGCGAUGCUGUGGGUCUAGGAAGGCCGAUAGCCGCCGAGCCAGACCUUCCGAAGAAAAUCCUGUUCGACGGUGUGCUCGGAUCGGCCGACACAAAAAUCGAUCAGAACGAAUUCCCGAUGACGAGCCUAGCGGCCCAAACCCAAAUGUACGGAGCAGGAAAGCGUCCAUUUUCCGAGUGCCAAAAUAUCUGCGAUGAUGUUGUCGACUUGACGACCAAGGAGGAGGCUGACAAAUUUCUGGGUGCUGCUAAG